Bacillus rossius redtenbacheri is the source of this 1766-nucleotide messenger RNA. It is a transcript of the gene DNApol-epsilon58, whose product is annotated as DNA polymerase epsilon subunit 2. The record is from RefSeq and is a predicted model, not a curated record. Gene Ontology annotation, biological process: DNA-templated DNA replication; error-prone translesion synthesis. Gene Ontology annotation, molecular function: DNA binding. The transcript has 10 exons. Gene Ontology annotation, cellular component: epsilon DNA polymerase complex. Lineage: Eukaryota; Metazoa; Arthropoda; Insecta; Phasmatodea; Bacillidae. Bases 86 to 1675 code for a protein of 529 amino acids.
AAUGUUGGCAACCUUGUGGCCAUAUUGACUUGACAUGACAAUUCGCAGUUUGUGGCGGGAAGAAUUUGACAAGAAGGGUUGAAUUAUGGAUGAUGUGAAUUUACGAAAGAAGAUAGACACAACUUUCAAGUUAUAUGGCUUUAACUUGAGACGCGAUGCCCAAACAUUCCUCGUAGAUCAGUUAAGACCUGUUGCAAGUGCUGAACGUCAAGAAUGGCUAGAGCGAUUUACAGAGAGUAUUCAAAAGCUCUCUCCAGAAAGUGCAGUUAUUGAGAAAAGUUUGGUUGAAACUGCUGUACAGGAAUGCCUUAGAAGUGGCUUGGAUAAAACAGAGACGGUUUUCAACGUCAUCAGUAGUUUUGAGGUACCUCGUUUCUUGUACGACUUGGAAAGAAAAAAGUUUAUGAAAUCGAGUGAGCCAUCGCCAGAGAUAUUCGGUCCACCGAUAGACAAAGCUGCUAUUUACAGGGACAGGUACACAGUCCUGCAGCAGAGGACGGCGCGCCACGAGCUGUUCACACCGGCGGUGGCCGGCGGGGGGGGAGGCGGCGGCGGAGACGCGGACGCGCCCCAGAAGUUCCGCCUGAGCCCCGUGGAGUACCUGCUGAGCUGCGCGGGACGCCAGGACGACGUGGUCGUGUUGGGGAUGCUGGCCCAGCUGCGAGAGGGCCGCUUCUUCCUCGAGGACCCCACCGGCGUCGUGCAGCUCGACUUGUCGCAAGCCAAGUAUCACACUGGCUUGUUCUGCGAAAACUGUUUUGUCCUGGCCGAGGGCUGGUACGAUGAUAGGAUCUUCCACAUCCAAGGCUUGGGGUUCCCGCCGGCAGAAUCUUCUAAGAGCAGCCGGGCCUACUUUGGCAACGUGAACACAUUUGGAGGCCCCUCAGUUGUUAGCUUAAAAACAUCUAGCAAUCUUCUCAAACACGAGCAGGAAAACCAGGAUGCAAUGAUAGUCUUUCUAGCAGACGUCUGGCUGGACAGUUUCAAGGUGAUGGACAAGCUCCGCCAGCUGUUCGCCGGCUACGCCGAGUGCCCGCCGGUGGCGUUCGUGCUGAUGGGCAGCUUCCUGUCGGCGCAGGGGGGCGGCGGGGGGCAGGCACGGCUGCUUCGCGCCCGCCUGCGCGCCCUUGCCGACCUCGUGCUGCAGUUCCCCGAGCUGGCGCGGCGCAGCCGCUUCGUGCUGGUUCCGGGCCCCGUCGACCCCGCCUGCCCCGGCAUCCUGCCCAGGCCGGCGCUGCCCGCUCACGUGGCCGAGGAGUUCCUGAGCCGACUGCCCUCCGCGGAGCUGGCCACCAACCCCUGCCGCCUGCAGUACUGCACCCAGGAGAUAGUCGUGGCGCGGCAGGACCUGGUCACCAAGCUGUGCCGCAACACCGUCCACUUCCCGGCGUCGGGCGAGAUCGCGGACCACUUUGCCAAGACCAUCCUGUGCCAGGCGCACCUGACGCCCCUGCCCCUGUCCGUGUGCCCCCUGUACUGGGGCUUCGACGCGGCCCUGCGACUGUACCCCCUGCCCGACCUGGUGGUGGUGGGCGACACCUUCAGCGCCUUCACCUCGUCCUACAUGGGCUGCGUCGUCAGCAACCCGGGUUCCUUUCCUAAGAGUGAGUUCUCAUUCAAGGUGUAUAUACCAGCUACUAGACAAAUGGAAGACAGCCAGCUUCCAAAUGAUUGAAAAGAGAAAUGAGUACUAUCAAAACUAACUUAUUUGACUGUAACUAUACUGUAAAACAUUUUGCUACAUUACAUUCUAUUACGCAAAAGUU